Molecule: messenger RNA, 1566 nt
Organism: Colletotrichum graminicola M1.001
Lineage: Eukaryota; Fungi; Ascomycota; Sordariomycetes; Glomerellales; Glomerellaceae
Product: carboxylesterase
Exons: 6
Coding region: 1-1566 (521 amino acids)
Source: RefSeq, a predicted model, not a curated record
AUGAGGGCACAAAACACCAUAAUCAAUGUCCUGGGGAUUGUGGCUUCUACGCCAAGCUUUAUCGUUGCCACCCCCCUUCCUUGGACCGUCGGCCAGUCAGUUCAAACCACUAGCGGACUCAUUCAGGGGCACGCUGCAACCGGCGCUGUUCAAGUAUCAGAAUACUUGGGCAUUCCUUAUGCUCAACCGCCCAUAGGUGCGCUGCGCUUCCAGCCUCCCGUGAAGUUCACUGGAUCCUCAACCAUCAACGGCUCCUCUUUUGGACACCAAUGCAUGCAGCCGACCAUUAACGCCAGCAAUAUUACGGUCCCCAAGGGUUUUGCAAACCUCGGGGUCCCCAAUUCUGCCGCAUCAGUACUCUCGGUGCUUGCCGACACUGGCUCACAGAGCGAGGACUGUCUGACAUUGAAUGUCUGGACUAAGCCUCAGGAGGGUGAAUCCAAGAAGGCCGUACUAGUAUGGAUUCACGGUGGCGCAUUUACAACAGGCAGUUCUCGCGUCCCAGCAAACAACGGAAAGUUCAUGGCGGACCAGAAUGAUGUUGUUCUGGUGUCUAUGAACUAUCGUCUCAACAUCUUUGGAUUCCCCGGCAACCCCAACUCUGCCCCGAACCUUGGACUUCUUGAUUUUCGUAUGGGUGUGCAAUGGGUUCGUGACAACAUCGAGAAUUUCGGCGGCGACGUCAACAGAAUCACCCUCUUUGGCCAGUCUGCUGGAGGCUCCUUGGUCGACUACUACUCGUACGCGUUCGCUUCUGACCCUAUUGCCAAUGGGUUCAUAGCCAUGAGUGGGACUGCCAACGGAUUCGGCAUCUUUACCAAUCAAACCGUCAACGCGAAGUGGUUCAACAUUACUUCUGCAGUUGGCUGUGGCAAUUGCCAGACCGAUCCCACGGCUGUCAACAACUGCAUGCUCUCCAAGACCCCGGCAGAAAUCCUCAAUGGUGUAGCCGCGAGCGGUACUGGCACCCCAGGUGGAACCUUCUUUGCACCGGUCGUGGACGAUACCCUCGUUUUCGCUGACUACAGCAUGCGAACUUCUGCAAAUGGAGGAUACAUCGUCGGCAACGAUGACAACGAGGCUGGCCUAUUUAAGCUUGGUGCUCCGGAACUCGACGAUGCGUUUUGGACCGGGUUCAACCUUAUUGGCUUCGAAUGUCCUGCAGCGAGGAGGGCGACACGAGCGGCUGCCGCCGGCCUCCCAACGUGGCGUUACCGUUACUUUGGUAACUUUUCCAAUUUGAUCAUCACCACCUCACCGCAAAGUGGCGCAUGGCACACCUCGGAGCUUCCUGUCUUAUUCGAUACGUCGCCACAGUCGCCGAUCGUCAGCACGCCGCAGCAAAUAGAGGUUGGGAGAUACCUCCGUGGUGCCUGGGCUGCUUUCGCCAAGAACCCAACCUCCGGUCUCCUUCAGUUCAACGGCAACCAAAGCUGGCCUAACUAUCAAGUUGAUGGCAGCAACGUCAACCGCAUUGGAUUUCAGGACCAGACAGCCACAGACCUAGCCCCAGGGUUAGCCUUUGACGCAUCGUGUGUCUUGGUGGGCAUUCCGGUGCUACCUUAA